UAUCAAGAGCAUGUCGAUAUCUACUUAUCAGUAACAAUACUGAUAAGUAGAUAUAGUAAAUUUUACCACAUGCACAAGCACUGUAUCUCUCUUGUACCAAUUUUUUGUUGCCACGUUCUACUCAAUUUAAACCAUAGAAAUGUUCAUCCAGUUCAACAAAAAACUUAUAGUUAUAUUGUUUUUGUUCGCAGCCAUAAUCUAUUAUUUGAUGUAUUUCUUUCAACUCAAGACUCCUGACAAUGACAAUCCAACUGGUCACCAGUGCUACCACCAACACUCCGAAUCUCUACCCUCCAUACAAGAUUCAAGACCCAAAGACAAGUCCAUCUUCUUUCACGAGACAUCCUGCAAGUCUGCCCAAAGCGGAAAAAUCGUCAUUACCGCACGCGAAGCCUGCGCUGUGGAAUCAGCUGCCAAGCUGCACCCGAACUACGAAACCUACUUACUUUACGUAUCACCCGGUAUAAUUAAGAACGAAGGGACCGAAUCAGAUCGCUUUUUACAAGCCCUAUUGUCGUACGACAACGUAAGAAUCCGCCAUCUCGAUUUAGGAAACUACGUCGAAGACACCCCUGUGGAGUCCCUUUGGAAAAGGGGGACUCUAGAAAGGUCCUACCACGUUACGUCGCACACCAGCGAUCUUCUAAGAUAUCUCACUCUGUGGAAGUACGGCGGCCUCUACCUCGAUUUAGACGUCGUGGUGAUCAAACCCCUUGACACUCUCCCCCCUAACUACGCCGGCGUCGAAUCCGACUCUCUGGUGGCCGCAGGUGUCAUCAAUUUGGAGUCCGCGGGUCUCGGACACGUCCUGGCCACCUACUGUUUGAAAGAUCUAAGGGAGAACUUCAACGGAACGGAGUGGAUCCGAAACGGGCCUGGGGUUAUCACUCGAUUGGCUAAAAACAUCUGCGCUAGUGAGAAUGUGAGGAAUUUCAUUGGGCGGGAUUGUGCGGGAGGUUUUAAAAUUUAUCCGAGUGAAGCGUUUUACCCCGUGCCAUGGUACAACUGGACUAUGUACUUUAUGGAAGAGUACGUAAGGGACGUGGAGGUGAUGACGGAGGAUAGUUUUGUGGUGCACGUGUGGAAUAAGCUUAGUUUUGAGAGGAAGGUUCCGGUGGGGGCCAAAGUUCCGUAUGUUUUGUUUGCGCAGAAGUUUUGUCCGAAAGUGUAUCAGGAGUGUGAAAGGUAUUUCUGAUUUGUGUCUUCACGGAGACUUUGAACGGGUAUUUAUUUAGCCAAGAAAGUGUAAAUUUUUAUCGUUGCUGUCACACAAUAAAGAUAUUUCAUUUUUA
This is a messenger RNA of Zophobas morio, 1292 nucleotides long. RefSeq names its product lactosylceramide 4-alpha-galactosyltransferase-like. Lineage: Eukaryota; Metazoa; Arthropoda; Insecta; Coleoptera; Tenebrionidae. The transcript has 2 exons. Gene Ontology annotation, molecular function: alpha-1,4-N-acetylgalactosaminyltransferase activity. Gene Ontology annotation, biological process: glycosphingolipid biosynthetic process. The record is from RefSeq and is a predicted model, not a curated record. Bases 140 to 1195 code for a protein of 351 amino acids.